CAACCCACUCCAGAAUUCUUGCCUGGGAAAUCCCAUGGACAGAGGAGCUGGUAGGCUGCAGUCCAUGGGGUCGCAAGAGUUGGACACGACUUAGGAACUAAAUCACCACCACCACAAAUUCCACAUGAGCAGAAGACAAGCCAGACUGCCACCUCUUCUCUGCAGCCAGAGGGCAGAGGAAGGAGUCAGGCACCCUGGCUUCCAGUCCUAGCUCUGUGAACUGAGUUGAAUGAGCCCCUUCCCUCUCUGGGCCACAAUCUGUCUAGCUGUACAAGGUCUGGCACAUGGAAAUAAGUCUACUGGAUCCUCUAAGGUCUCCAGGACACCCUGUAAACCUAACUUUCUUAAAACAGAAGGAAGCAUCUGAUGAGAGAUCUUCCGGCCAUGGUUUCUGGGACCUGAAACGAAAACAGAGGGGCAUGGCCACCUCUGCCAUCAACGUGGGGGUGGGGGCGGGGGCAAAGGAGUGAUGGAUGACCCACUCAUCCCCUACCCCUGGGUGGGCAGGCCUAGAAGCCAAAGGAAGUGAUAAGUGUCUGGCCUAGGCACCAAGAGGCCUCAUCCUUCUCCACCUGAAUCAUAGCGGCCUCUCCUCUCCAGAGAUCAGAGCUGGAGAAGCAAUUAGAGCUUAAUUAUCUUCAUAGGGAGAGAAGGGACCAGGUGGAACUCACCUAAGCCACAGAGCUAGUCCUUGGAAGGGCAGAAAGCCAAACCUUCCCUUGGGGAAAACAGAAGGUUCUAGCCUUGUGCAGACACGUAUCUCAAGAGACUGAGUGCUUCUCACCCUGGAGACGUCAAGGUGAACAAAUAUAGCAUUAAAAGCUGCUCUGCAAACAACCAUCAAUCUGAAUCCCAAAGGCCUGAGAAAGUCUGUUCUCCAGUACCUGCUGCUGAUCUUCUGUCUCACCCAGCAAGAAGCACCAUGAAAUUGGAAUUCACUGAGAAAAACUACAACAGCUUCGUACUGCAGAACCUGAACAAACAGAGAAAACGCAAAGAGUACUGGGACAUAGCCCUGACUGUGGACCACCAUGUCUUCUUUGCACAUCGCAAUGUGCUGGCUGCAGUCUCCCCGCUGGUGAAGAACCUCAUCUCCAACCAUGACAUGAAGACCACCGAUGAGCUCUUUAUCACCAUUGACCCCAACUACCUGAGUCCAACCACAGUGGACCAGCUCCUAGACUACUUCUACAGCGGCAAGGUGGUGAUCUCAGAACAGAAUGUGGAAGAGCUCCUUCGUGGGGCCCAGUAUUUCAACACACCCCGCCUUCGAAUUCACUGCAAUGACUUCCUGAUCAAGUCCAUCCGCCGUGCCAACUGCUUGCGCUACCUCUUCUUGGCUGAGUUGUUUGAGCUCAAAGAGGUGUCAGACUUGGCCUACUCUGGCAUUCGGGACAACUUCCACUACUGGGCCAGUCCUGAGGGCUGCAUGCACUUCAUGCGCUGUCCACCUGUCAUCUUCGGCCGCCUGCUCCGAGAUGAAAACUUGCACGUACUCAACGAAGACCAGGCUCUCAACGCACUUAUCAAUUGGGUAUGCUUCCGGAAGGAUGAGCGGGAGAAGUAUUUCAAGAAGUUCUUCAAUUACAUCAACCUCAACGCUGUCUCCAACAAGACGCUAAUGUAUGCCAGCAACAAGCUGCUGUGCAUGGAGAACAGCUCAGCCCACUCAACCCUGAUUGAAAGCGUCCUUGUGGACCGCAAGCAGGAGAGGCCGACCAGCCUGCUGAGCUACCAGCGCAAAGGGGCCCUGCUUGAUUCAGUGGUCAUCCUAGGGGGCCAGAAGGCCCAUGGCAAGUUCAACGACGGCGUGUUUGCUUACAUCAUCCAGGAGAACCUGUGGUUGAAGCUCUCAGAGAUGCCCUACCGAGCAGCGGCACUGAGCGCCACCUCUGCCGGCCGCUACAUCUACAUCUCUGGUGGGACCACGGAGCAGAUCUCAGGGCUGAAGACGGCUUGGCGGUAUGACAUGGAUGACAACUCCUGGACCAAGCUGCCCGACCUGCCAAUUGGGCUUGUCUUCCACACCAUGGUGACCUGCGGGGGAACAGUGUACUCGGUGGGGGGCAGCAUCGCCCCGAGGCGCUAUGUCUCUAACAUCUACCGCUAUGAUGAGCGCAAGGAGGCCUGGUGCCUGGCAGGGAAGAUGAGCAUUCCUAUGGACGGCACAGCCGUGAUCACCAAGGGUGACCGGAACCUGUAUAUUGUCACUGGGCGCUGCUUGGUGAAGGGUUACAUCUCCCGGGUCGGGGUGGUGGACUGCUUCGACACCAACACUGGGGAGGUGGUCCAGUGUAUCACCUUUCCCAUUGAGUUCAACCACCGGCCCCUGCUCUCUUUCCAUCAAGACAACAUCCUCUGCGUGUACAGCCACCGGCAGAGUGUGGAGAUCAACCUGCAGAAGGUGAAGGCCAACAAGACGACCAGCUCCGUGCCUCUUUUGCCCAACAACUGCCCCUUGGAUGUGUCCCACGCUAUAUGCUCUGUGGGAGACAAUAGAGUGUUUGUGUGCGGAGGUGUCACCACAGCCAGCGAUGUCCAGACAAAGGACUAUACCAUCAACCCAAAUGCCUACCUGCUGGACCAAAAGGCAGGCGAGUGGAAGACCCUGGCCCCCCCACCGGAGGCAUUGGACUGUCCUGCCUGCUGUCUAGCCAAGCUACCUUGCAAGAUUCUUCAAAGGAUUUAAACAACUUUUUAAGUGGGAGAAUAAGUAAAUGCAUUAUUAUUCACAAUUUAAUGAGAGAAAAAGAGAGGAAGGUGUUGGUUCCUU
This is a messenger RNA of Cervus elaphus (red deer), 2773 nucleotides long. RefSeq names its product calicin (gene CCIN). Gene Ontology annotation, molecular function: protein binding. The record is from RefSeq and is a predicted model, not a curated record. Lineage: Eukaryota; Metazoa; Chordata; Mammalia; Artiodactyla; Cervidae. The transcript is spliced from 2 exons. Bases 923 to 2689 code for a protein of 588 amino acids.